CUUCAAGACACUAAAGACCUUAAAUAUUGCAGAACCUCCUGAAUUUGUCGAGAAACAGUUUGAUCAGAAUGUUCGAGUAAUUAGCGGUUCACCACUAAGCUUGGCCUGUCUCGUAAAAGGUUCUCCAACUCCUCUGCUGGAAUGGAGAAAGGAUGGCCAGACAAUUACAGAAAAUGUGUUCAGUGAUAACGGACAACGACUGACAAUGGAUUCGCAAGGAAUGACAACGCAUCGUUUCACUUGUCUUGUGUCGAACAAAGCUGGAUCGAUUGCGAGAGAUUUCUUUGUGCAGAGCGUUGCACCACCAACCAUCAAAGAUGCCGGUGACCGCACGAUUGUUGAAGUUACGGAGGGACAAACAGCAAUGCUUCAAUGUCCUGUAGUUGGAGGAGAUGUUGACAUAACGUGGAGAAGACAAGGACGAACCAUUGAGGAAUCUGAGGGUAUUUUCACUGUGGAUAAAACUAACCUUAUGUUGGUAAAUGCUCAAAAAGACCAUGAGGACACUUUCACUUGCAUUGCUAAAAACAGUGCGGGUGAAGCUGCGCGAGACUUUGAAGUUGUGGUGUUAAUUGCUCCACAUAUCAAGGGAUCGCUGGUGGAAGAUGUGGAAGUCGAUGGACGGCCAGUAGCUGGUCUCAAAUCAGUUAAAACGCUUUCUGAGGGCCAACAAUUCAAGAUUAGCCAUGCCGAAACGAGCCAUCGUGGAUCGUAUGCAUGUCACGCCAAGAAUGACGUAGGAAGCGCUGAGAUCAACUUUGAUGUGGAUAUUAUCACAAGGCCUGCGGUGCUACGAGGAAUUAAGGACACUGUGGAAGUGUUUGAAGGUGGCAUAGCGCAUUUCCGUUGCCCAAUUGCAGAGAAAAACUUCAAAGGACACGUCACAUGAAAAGAUGGGCACUUGGCAAGAGGUGAGAGCAUUGUCGAUGUAGAAGCGGCUGGAAUUGCCCGUUUGAUUAAUUCAAAACGCGGAUGCCAUUGA
Messenger RNA from Strongylus vulgaris, 982 nucleotides. The record is from the annotation of a GenBank genome assembly. NCBI's taxonomy places the organism in Eukaryota, Metazoa, Nematoda, Chromadorea, Rhabditida, Strongylidae.